Molecule: messenger RNA, 165 nt
Organism: Cercopithifilaria johnstoni
Lineage: Eukaryota; Metazoa; Nematoda; Chromadorea; Rhabditida; Onchocercidae
Source: the annotation of a GenBank genome assembly
AUGAUCCUUCCGCAGGUUCACCUACGGAAACCUUGUUACGACUUUUGCCCGGUUCAAGCCACUGCGAUUAAAGCGAUUUCCACCAAAGAAUCUCCACCCCGAAAGGUAUCAAAACAGCAGUCUCCGCUUUUCUCGAAACGGCUCAGUCCCGGGCAGCGACGGGCG